AUGGCGAAUUCAUCUGAGUCCCAGACUCACCGGUACAAUACACGCUACAGACAACGCCAACAGGAGCAGCUUGCUGGAACAGCACAGGAGAAUUUGCAGAAUUUGAGGCUCACACAGCAAGAAGAAGAAGAAAAUUCCAUUCAGUUGUCUGAAGAGCAGGCAAAUGUAUUGAGCAUCAUCUCGGAGGGGCGUUCUGUGUUUUUCACAGGAGCCGCUGGAACAGGCAAAACUUUCCUGCUUCGCCGCGCCAUAACAAAUCUCAAACGUUUGCACGGAAAUGAAUUUGUAUUUGUCACGGCUUCCACCGGAAUGGCGGCCGCCGCUCUCAACGGAACUACUCUGCACUCGUUUGCCGGGAUCGGAUGUGCUUCAGAAAGCGCCGAGGGUUUACUCUCUACUCUGUAUAAAAUGCGGGAUGCAAAAUUGCGGUGGCAAACAGCAAAAGCUCUGGUAAUUGAUGAGAUAAAUAUGAUACACGGAGAGCUUUUUGAGAAAUUGAACUACAUAGCCAAGAAAUUGAGGAAGCAGCCGGACCUGGAGUUUGGCGGUUUACAGCUGGUGGUUUCAGGUGAUUUCUUCCAACUUUGUCCCGUAGAUGUACCGAAUUUCCACAAAUUUUUCGCCUUUCAGGCGGAUUGUUGGGAUACAUGCUUCGAGAUCCAGACCGAGCUAACAGAGAUUUAUAGGCAGUCGGAUUUAGAAUUCAAGCUAAUGCUGAAUGAAAUCCGAAGAGGCAUUUGCAGUGAUCAAAGCGUUGAGAUGCUCAGAGCGCGGCAGGGACUGCGAAAUGAAGAGGGAUUAACCUACACGAAAUUGUAUUUUUUAAAGGUUGAUGCAGAGAGGGAAAAUAAACAUCGGCUGAAGGAAAUGGAGGCGCUCGGUACAGAAAUGUUUACAUUUCAUGCUCAGGAUGAGGAUAAUGGUUCUGAGCCUGUUAAAUCUCAGAUCAACAAGCUUAUUGCAGUGAAGAAGCUUAAGCUCUGCGUUGAGGCCGAAGUCAUGCUUAUUUAUAAUCUAGACACAAAAAGAGGGCUGGUGAAUGGAACAAAGGGCAGAGUUUUAGGGUUUCAGCAUACAAAUGAAAACCCUGAUAUUAGCCCUGGAAAUGUCUGGCCUGUUGUUCAAUUUGAAGGCGUUAAUUCGCCUGUACACACUGUGACGCCUCGCUCCUGGGAUGUAUUUGAUGAAAACGGAAAUGUUAUAGCAGGGGCUAAAAGAAUCCAGGUGCCGCUGAUUUCAGCGUGGGCUUUGAGCGCGUACAAGUGCCAGGGUUUGACACUGGAGAGAGUGGAAACGGAUCUUUCCACUUUUUGUUCCUAUGGUCUGGUAUAUUUGGUGCUUUCAAGAUUGAAGACUUUGGAGGGGCUUCGGCUCACAGGAUUCCACCCUUCCGCUGUUAAGGUACACCCUGCGGUUUUUGAAUUCUAUGAAAAGCUCGGCAGGAAUGGUAUCGAAUGA
Messenger RNA from Cryptomeria japonica (Japanese cedar), 1458 nucleotides. Its product is annotated as ATP-dependent DNA helicase PIF1. The transcript has a single exon. NCBI's taxonomy places the organism in Eukaryota, Viridiplantae, Streptophyta, Pinopsida, Cupressales, Cupressaceae. The record is from RefSeq and is a predicted model, not a curated record. Gene Ontology annotation, molecular function: DNA helicase activity. Gene Ontology annotation, biological process: DNA repair; telomere maintenance. Bases 1 to 1458 code for a protein of 485 amino acids.